Oncorhynchus keta (chum salmon) is the source of this 2050-nucleotide messenger RNA. RefSeq names its product exocyst complex component 6B-like. Lineage: Eukaryota; Metazoa; Chordata; Actinopteri; Salmoniformes; Salmonidae. The coding region runs from base 56 to 2050 and encodes 664 amino acids. Gene Ontology annotation, cellular component: membrane; exocyst. The record is from RefSeq and is a predicted model, not a curated record. Gene Ontology annotation, biological process: Golgi to plasma membrane transport; intracellular protein transport; exocytosis. The transcript is spliced from 16 exons.
UUCCGUUAAUGAACACGCCCCCCUCUGUGGUCUUGUUCGGGUCGGAUAUGGAAACAUGGCGAGCGUUGAAAUAGCAGCGGAACACGAACGUAUCUUACGGGAGAUAGAGAGCACAGACACGAACUGUAUCGGACCGACACUCCGGUCUGUGUAUGACGGUCAGGAACAUGGCGUGUUUAUGGGGAAGCUGGACGGGAGGAUUCGGAACCAUGACAGAGACAUCGAAAAGAUGUGUAACCACCAUUUCCAAGGAUUCGUUGACUCCAUCACUGAACUACUCAAAGUCAGGGGAGAAGCACAGAAACUCAAGAGUCAGGUGACUGAGACCAACCAACGUCUCCAGGAAGAUGGGAAAGGGCUGUUGACCUGUAUGGAUGAGUUGAGACUGUGUCGCCUGCAACAGAGAAACAUCGCCACAUCCAUCGACAAGUUCACACACUGUCUACCAGUGUUGGAGAUGUACAACAAACUACAGGAACAGAUGACUCAAAAAAGGUACUACCCAGCCCUGCGGACUCUGGAGCAGCUGGAACAGACGUGUCUCCCCAGAGCGGGCCAGUACAGGUUCUGUUCCAUCAUGUCUGACAAUAUCCCCAGACUGAGGACCCUCAUCAGAGACACGGCCAUGUCUCAACUCAAAGACUUCCUGGAGUCUAUUCGGAAACACAGCGACAAGAUAGGAGAGACCGCUAUGAAACAGGCCCAGGUCCAGCGCUCUCUGGACAGCGCUGUGUCACUCCAACAGAGAGCUGCGGUUGGUCGACGGCUGAGGAAGGAGGCGGGACUAGGGGCGGUGUCUGACAUUGACGGACAGGGCAGCAGCCCAAUGUCUGAACAAGACUCUGGAGUACUGGAUGUAGAGGAUGAGGAGGAUGAAGAUGAGGUACCAGGGGCCCAGGAGUUGGUUGACUUCUCUCCAGUGUACCGAUGCCUCCACAUCUAUACAGUUCUGGGUUCCCGGGAGCAGUUUGAGAACUACUACAGGAAUCAGAGAAGGAAACAGGCUCGCCUCGUACUGCAACCCCACUCUAACAUGCACGAAACCUUGGAAGGAUACAGAAGGUACUUCAAUCAAAUAGUAGGGUUCUUCGUGGUAGAGGACCAUAUUCUCCACACUACCCAGGGCUUGGUGAACAGGGCCUAUGUAGAAGAGCUGUGGGAGCUAGCUCUGUCCAAGACCAUCGCUGCCCUGCGCACACACUCAUCGUACUGCACUGACCCGGAUCUGGUGUUGGAUCUGAAGAAUCUCAUUGUGCUGCUGGCAGACACACUGCAGGGCUUUGGGUUCCCAGUGUCUCAGCUGUUUGAUAUGAUGUUUGAGAUGAGAGAGCAGUAUGGAGAGAUAUUACUGAAGAAGUGGAACCUCGCAUUCAGGCAGGUGUUGGACCAGGAUAACUUUAGUCCCAUCCCCGUGGCAACAGAGGAGGAAUACAGACAGUUCACUUCCCAGUUCCCCUUCCAAGAUCCGGAACUGGACAAGCUUCCGUUCCCUAAAAAGCUUCCGUUCUCUGAGUUUGUUCCUCAAGUCUACUCUCAGCUCAAAGAGUUCGUCUACGCCUGCCUCAAGUAUUAUGAAGACCUUCACCUCAGGUACGCACACCCGCACCGCACACCCGCACCGCACACCCGCACCGCACACCCGCACCGCACACCCGCACCGCACACCCGCACACCGGCACACCCGCACACCGGCACACACGCACACCCACACACCGGCACACCCACACACCGGCACACACACACACCGGCACACCCACACGGCACACCCACACCGGCACACCCACACCGGCACACCCACACCGGCACACCCACACCGGCACACUCACACCAGCACACCCACACCAGCACACCGGCACACCCACACACCGGCACACCCACACACCACACACCGGCACACCCACACACCGGCACACCCACACACCGGCACACCCACACACCACACACCGGCACACACACCACACCCACACAUCCGCACAUCCACACACGCACACCGGCACACGCACACGUGUGCCGGUGUGUGGGUGUGCUCCACCAUCUUAUCCACCAGUGA